AGAAUCAAUGAGUGAAGCAGAUCUAUGCCAACUCAUUCAACGUUUCAAGAGGUUGCGCAUCUUGGAUCUGCAUGCCAUGACGGUCAAGAAGGUGCCAAGGUCCAUUGGUAAGUUGAAGCAUCUCACAUAUCUCAAUCUCUCUCACAAUACAACACUCAAAAGGCUUCCCAACUCCAUUACGAGAUUGCAAAAUUUGCAAACGCUUAAUCUCUCCGGUUGUAAUUCCCUUGAAGAAUUGCCAAAGGGCAUAAGGAAGUUAGUGAGCCUUCGGAAUCUAGACUUAGAUGGUUGUAAGCAACUUAGUUGUGUGCCGCGCGGACUAGGGCAAUUGAGUUCUCUGCAUAGGCUAACGCGCUUCAUUUUGCCCAAAGAUAAAGCUCUUCGUAAGAAUUAUUGCGGACUUGGGGAGCUAAAUGGGCUUAACAACAUUCGGGGAAGCCUUUGCAUUGAAAAUCUGGGAAGCGUGACAGAUGCAAUAGCGGAAUCCACGGCCGCGAACUUGAUAGAGAAGUGGUAUUUGAAAUCUUUGGCACUUGAGUGGGGCAAUUUUGAUGUUGAUGACGCGAUAAUCAAGGAUAGAGACGAGACGCUGUUAGAUGGACUGCAGCCGCACUCUAAUCUACAGAAGUUGAGCAUCGAUGGAUAUAAAGGUGAGAGGUUUCCAAGGUGGAUGUUGAAUAAUAGCCUUGUGUCUUCCUUGCCAAAUUUAGUUGAGUUACGCUUACGCGGAUGCACAAGAUGGAGACGGCUCCCUCAAUUAGGCCAACUACCUUGCCUCCGGACUUUAGAGAUUUAUGGGAUGAGUGAAUUGGAGUGCAUCGAGUCGGACCAUUCAUUCACUUCAACAACGACAUCAUUUCCUAGUCUAUUGAAAUUAGACAUCGAUGGCUGUGAGAAAUUGGAAGCCAUGCCACGAACUCCACAUCUUGAGGAGUUUAGUCCGAGCGAGGCCAACCCGGGCGUUGAUAAAUCGAUAGUUGGCCUUAACAAGUUGAAGAUUCUGGAAAUCUACGACAUGGAGCUUCUAGAAUGUUUGCCUGAGGAGUGUUUGAAAAGUCUCACCUCACUCGAAGGGCUUAGCAUCAAGGAUUGUCCUCGGUUGACUUCCGUCUCAUCACUCGGAAUGAGACAUCUAUCCAGCCUCGUGCAUCUCGAUAUUUGGGAUUGCGAGGAACUGGAUUUAUCGAAAGAAGAAAGCGACAACAUCAUCAUCUUGGAUGGAGGCCUUCUUCACGGUCUCCGCUCCGUGUACCUCGGUGGACUUCCAAAACUAGAAUCUCUCCCGCAGUGGCUUCUACAGGCCAGCAAUCUUGAGCGUCUCCAGAUUUGGGAUUGCGACAAAUUGAAGGAAUUACCAGAGCAGAUCGGGGACCUUUAAUCACUUCAACGGCUUGACAUCAUAGGGUGCCCCUCGCUGACGUCAUUACCCGAAGGGAUGCGAAGGCUGGCAUCCCUUACUCACCUAGGAAUCUACUAUUGCCCAGAAUUGGAGGGGAGGUGUGAGAAAUAUGCA
Molecule: messenger RNA, 1513 nt
Organism: Rhodamnia argentea
Lineage: Eukaryota; Viridiplantae; Streptophyta; Magnoliopsida; Myrtales; Myrtaceae
Product: disease resistance protein RGA2-like
Exons: 2
Coding region: 8-1378 (456 amino acids)
Molecular function (GO): protein binding
Source: RefSeq, a predicted model, not a curated record